CCCCUUCAUCAACAUCCCAAGCAAAAUGACCCACGAUAUCCGAUCACAUCCUGUUCCCGAGUCCUUCCAUAGCCGCUUGUGGGCGUCCCGGCGAACUGGGCCACCGAAAACCAUCGCGACCCCUGACCCUGCCAUGACCGAGCAGCCUCAUACUUGGCUGCUGCAGGCGCACGCGCACUCGGAGCAGGGUCAUCGCCCGACUAUGGAAGAUAUGCACGCGAUCGUCCCCGACUUCGGUGGGAUACACGGGCAGGGGUUCUUCGCCGUCUACGACGGUCACGGCGGCAGCAUCGACGUCGCCAGAUAUUGCGGCGAACAUUUGCACGAGGUGUUGCUACAGAACAUGCACCAACUUCCACACGAACCCUUACUCGAUGUCCUCCGACAGACCUUCCUCGAUACAGAUGAGAAGAUCAAAGAGCUGGACAAGUCGGAUCCGACACAUCUCUUCAGCCUUCAUCGAGAGAGUGCUAAGGCGUACAUGAUUUAUAGCACUGUUUAUCGACACACUACAUAUUCUGCAUAUCCAUCGCUCGUUGCAUCCCACUCCGGAUCGUCGCCAUAUAUAUCGUGUCACCUGCGCAUGUUGUGUACGAGAUCGGCCGGCAUCUACGCCUUACUCGAUCUCGACGCAGUUGACAGCAAGAGGACCGUCCACUCCACCACUGCAAGAAACUUGAUUUCGUCACAAAUGGAUCCAUCCGUCACUGUGGUUCCAGUAUGAGGAUCACGUCUUGCUACCGAGUUCUAAAAGCUACCAACGGUGGUACUGUUUGGCAGGUCGACGCCGCACAUGUUAUGCCAAACGGCAUAGUUGUCGGAGAAGUGACCGAAGGAGAGGCAGCAGAAGUUGAGAGGGUUGCUGCUUGGGCAGACGGAUGACUGGGCGAAGACAGCGGUAGCGAGAGCGAGGACUCCUGCUGCGAUGAGGGUGGGCGACUUCUGCAUUUUCG
Punctularia strigosozonata HHB-11173 SS5 is the source of this 953-nucleotide messenger RNA. RefSeq lists its product as uncharacterized. Gene Ontology annotation, molecular function: protein serine/threonine phosphatase activity; cation binding. Gene Ontology annotation, biological process: protein dephosphorylation. NCBI's taxonomy places the organism in Eukaryota, Fungi, Basidiomycota, Agaricomycetes, Corticiales, Punctulariaceae. The record is from RefSeq and is a predicted model, not a curated record. The coding region runs from base 26 to 724 and encodes 232 amino acids. The transcript is spliced from 5 exons.